AUGUCCACUGUAUCGACAGAUGAAUGUAAAAAAUUGACACAGAGAGUGUCGGUUCUCAACAAUGAAAAGUGUGUUGCACAGGCUAAACUGGAGGAAUGUCAGUCAAAGGAAGUGGCAAUGGGGCAGAAGAAUCAGCUGGAUGCCAAGGUAAAGGAGUUAAUUUCCCUACAUCGACAGGUGACUACCUUAAUGGAAGAACAGAAAACAGCAGCUGUUAGAUGGGAGACUAGCAAACAGUUUCAAGAUGGUUUGGAAAAGAGAGCUUCUGAAAUGAAACAAGAAAUAGAACAGUUGGAAGAACGAGUAGAGGUCAUGGAAAAAGAAAGACAAGAUUUGUUGAAUGAAAAUAUCAAAAUAUCAGAAGAAAGUCAUGCACUGAAUGCUGAUCUUCGGAAGCAGCUGUCAAGUCUGCAGAACGAGCUGCAGGAAGCUGUGGAGAAACGCGAGGUGGCCAUAGCUAAUGAGGAGUCGGCCAAGAGAGACUUCGAUGCGCAGAUUAAAAUAGUUGCUGAGGCACAAAACAAGUAUGAACGAGAACUGAUGCUUCAUGCUGCUGAUGUAGAAGCUCUGACAUCACACAAGAAACAGAUUGAAAAUUUCAAUGCACUGCUAACAGAAGCACAAGAAGUGGGUAAAAAAGCUGAACAAGAAUUAACAGAAUCACGGACAUCGUGGUUAGAACAGGAGCGCAUCAUGCGUGAAGAAUGCCGUUUAAUGGAUCAGCUAGUUCAAGAACUCACCCAGCAAAAUAAUGUCUUACAUCAACAGAAGGAGAAAAUCGCUGUUCAGGUUGCAUCUCAGCAUGCCGUGAUGAUGAAGAAAGUUGAAAUUCUCAAUCUACUGUCUGACAGUAACAAGACACUGCGAGAGGAACAAGAUAAACUACAGAGUCAGCUGCAAGAAGGUGAAACCAAAGUAAAGAAACUGGAAGCGGACAUUGCACUUUACCAAACAACCAUACGCACUCUUCAGGCCCAGAGAGACACAUUAGUCAGUGAGAAGAGUUCUCUGAUGAAUGAAGUUGAUCGGUGGAAGUUGCGAACAAACCACCUGAUAGAGCAGUCACACAAGGCAGAUCCCGAGGAACACAAGAGAGUCUUGCAAGAGAAGGAAACUAUGCGCCGACAGAUUGCACAGAGUAAUGAAGAAAAGUCAAAACAGAGUGUUGAGAUUACAAAUCUAAAAACUCAGCUACAAGAUGCUGAGGAGAAAGUCAAAACUAUUAACCAGGAAAUAGUGGAACUGCAGGCGUCAAGUACCAAACUGAAGGAAGAGAAUGUGGAAUAUGAAAAGAAGCAGGGUCAUUCAAGAGCUGCUUUUCAGACGGCCAAAAAUAAGCUGAUCAAUCAGAGGCAACAGUUGGAGAUGCUGACCCAUGAAAAUGCAAAACUGAAAAAGAAAGCAAAUUCUGCACUAAAAGAAGAGAGUGAGAUGAAAUUCAACAGUAUGAAGUCCCAACUGGAAAGUCGCAUCUGUAAGUUGGAGAGAGAUCUGCAGGAAGCAAAGGCGUCCUCUACGUCGGGUGAUACAUCAGACUGUCAACAGCAGUUGGAAGCAAAACAGAAGGAAAUCCACGAACUCCAAACACGGCUGAAGAAGAUUGGAAGGAAGUACAAAGAACAGACAGAAAUGCUCAACAAGUCGGUAGAAGAUCAGAAGAAAGAAUUAGAAAAUCAGAAAAAAGAAUUGGAAGAAGUGAAAAACAAAUCUGCCAGUCAGCAGGCUGAUCAGCCCAAUAUGGCUGCCCUGGAGCAGACGUCAGCGGAACUGAAGAGUAAGAUGAGUGCCUUGGAGAAAGAGAGGGAGGAACUAAAGCAACAGGUGAAGCAGAAAGAGAUGGACGUCACUGAAAUUAAGGAGGAACUGGAGAAAACUAAGAAGGAAAUAGUGGAACUGCAGGCGUCAAGUACCCAACUGAAGGAAGAGAAUGUGGAAUAUGAAAAGGAGCAGGAUCAUUUAAGAGCUGCUUUUCAGACAGCCAAAAAUAAGCUGACCAAUCAGAGGCAACAGUUGGAGAUGCUGACCCAUGAAAAUGCAAAACUGAAAAAGAAAGCAAAUUCUGCACUAAAAGAAGAGAGUGAGAUGAAAUUCAACAGUAUGAAGUCCGAACUGGAAAGUCGCAUCAGUAAGUUGAAGAGAGAUCUGCAGGAAGCAAAGGCGUCCUCUACGUCGAGCAAUACCUCAGACUAUCAACAGCAGUUGGAAGCAAAACAGAAGGAAAUCCACGAACUCCAAACACGGCUGAAGAAGAUUGGAAGGAAGUACAAAGAACAGACAGAAAUGCUCAACAAGUCGGUAGAAGAUCAGAAGAAAGAAUUGGAAAAUCAGAAAAAAGAAUUGGAAGAAGUGAAAAACAAAUCUGCCAGUCAGGAGGCUGAUCAGCCCAAUAUGGCUGCCCUGGAGCAGACGUCAGCGGAACUGAAGAGUAAGAUGAGUGCCUUGGAGAAAGAGAGGGAGGAACUAAAGCAACAGGUGAAGCAGAAAGAGAUGGAUGUCACUGAAAUUAAGGAGGAACUGGAGAAAACUAAGAAGGAAAUAGUGGAACUGCAGGCGUCAAGUACCAAACUGAAGGAAGAGAAUGUGGAAUAUGAAAAGGAGCAGGAUCAUUUAAGAGCUGCUUUUCAGACGGCCAAAAAUAAGCUGACCAAUCAGAGGCAACAGUUGGAGAUGCUGACCCAUGAAAAUGCAAAACUGAAAAAGAAAGCAAAUUCUGCACUAAAAGAAGAGAGUGAGAUGAAAUUCAACAGUAUGAAGUCCGAACUGGAAAGUCGCAUCAGUAAGUUGAAGAGAGAUCUGCAGGAAGCAAAGGCGUCCUCUACGUCGAGCGAUACAUCAGACUGUCAGCAGCAGUUGGAAGCAAAACAGAAGGAAAUCCACGAACUCCAAACACGGCUGAAGAAGAUUGGAAGGAAGUACAAAGAACAGACAGAAAUGCUCAACAAGUCAGUAGAAGAUCAGAAGAAAGAAUUGGAAAAUCAGAAAAAAGAAUUGGAAGAAGUGAAAAACAAAUCUGCCAGUCAGGAGGCUGAUCAGCCCAAUAUGGCUGCCCUGGAGCAGACGUCAGCGGAACUGAAGAGUAAAAUGAGUGCCGUGGAGAAAGAGAGGGAGGAACUAAAGCAACAGGUGAAGCAGAAAGAGAUGGACUUCACUGAAAUUAAGGAGGAACUGGAGAAAACUAAGAAGGAAAUAGUGGAACUGCAGGCAUCAAGUACCAAAUUGAAGGAAGAGAAUGUGGAAUAUAAAAAGAAGCAGGGUCAUUCAAGAGCAGUUUUGCAGACAGCCAAAAAUAUGCUGACCAAUCAGUGGCAACAGUUGGAGAAGCUGACCCAUGAAAAUGCAGAACUGAAAAAGAAAGUUACUUCUGCAGAUUCUGCACUAAAAGAAGAGAGUGAGAUGAAACUGGAAAGUCACAUCAGUAAGUUGAAGAGAGAUCUGCAGGGCGAUACAUCAGACUAUCAGCAGCAGUUGGAAGCAAAACAGAAGGAAAUCCACGAACUCCAAACACGGAUGAAUCUACUGCAGAAAACAUUGGAAAAUCACCAGAAAGCUCAGUCUCAAACACCUAGCAUAGCCGGGAGACCAGCUGCCUCGGCACAGCCAAGGUAA
Molecule: messenger RNA, 3606 nt
Organism: Gigantopelta aegis
Lineage: Eukaryota; Metazoa; Mollusca; Gastropoda; Neomphalida; Peltospiridae
Product: nucleoprotein TPR-like
Exons: 25
Coding region: 1-3606 (1201 amino acids)
Biological process (GO): mRNA export from nucleus; protein import into nucleus
Cellular component (GO): nuclear pore
Molecular function (GO): structural constituent of nuclear pore
Source: RefSeq, a predicted model, not a curated record